Molecule: messenger RNA, 1062 nt
Organism: Durotheca rogersii
Lineage: Eukaryota; Fungi; Ascomycota; Sordariomycetes; Xylariales; Xylariaceae
Exons: 2
Coding region: 1-1062 (353 amino acids)
Source: RefSeq, a predicted model, not a curated record
AUGGGUCUUAAGAAGAAGAAUCGAGAGCUGCUCCCUUCCUGCAACCUAGCCAUCCCACAACCUAAAUAUUCCCCCUAUACUGCCAAAAGCGUCGCGUUGACAUUGCGGGAUUCGACUGUACUUUACAUCCCCGGUUAUCUAUCGGGGAAAUGCCCGAAGCUAUCCUCUCAAUGUCAAUGCUCAACACCGCUAGAUAUCCAUCCCGAUGUAGGCCAUAUCUUGGUCCAUUACCUUGUAACCGAUACCUACCAAUAUCUCGACACCCAAGAAAAAUCGGCAUCCAUUGAGAGACGGAUGGACGAGUUCACGACAAGCGUCCAUGUUUACAACGCUGCCAAGACAUACGAACUGCCGUCGCUAGAGGAGCUUGCCCAAGCUGAAAUGGAAAAGCUUGGGAGCGGACUGUCUGCACCUUGCGUGUUCGGUCUGGUACAUAAGGAAUACCCGAAACCAAGUACCAACGAUGCCUGGCUCAACAACUACCUCAAGACCAAGCUGUCGUCUUUCCUAAAGGAGCCAGCCUCUCCCCCCGGCGUAUUCCUCCCUGGCGAGGAAUGCGAGAGCAUCACAGUUAGCGACAUACUAUUCAAGCACCUGCGCGAGCUGGUGGGCGAAGGCCUCCUUGUGACUCGCGAGCUGCCCAAAGCCGAGCCUACGCCGGAACCCCCCGUCCUCGGAGUGGAGGUUCCCAAGUCGACAUCGGGGUCUGACGUAAUGGCCCUCACGCCGUCGGAGGAGUCGGAACCAGAGCCGCCUACAGACGCAUCUAAAGUUGUAGACGACGAGUACCCCACACCGACUAAGACUGAGGAGCCGGCCCUCUGCGUGCCCGCGAAGAAAUCUAGCUCUUCGCGAAAGGGGACUCGACUUCACAACAAAAAGGCGAAAAGGCGCGAUUAUACGGAAGCUUCGUGGAUGGUACGCGAUCAACCCGAGUCCAAUAGGGAUAUUCAGCACCCAACUGACUUUGUUUUGAAGCCUCCAUUCGGAUAUGACAGCGAAUAUUUUGUCGGAUCCCUAGCCGCCGCCAUUCGGCAGGAUAACGAUUCAGGGACGGGCUGA